Molecule: messenger RNA, 2406 nt
Organism: Aureobasidium uvarum
Lineage: Eukaryota; Fungi; Ascomycota; Dothideomycetes; Dothideales; Saccotheciaceae
Source: the annotation of a GenBank genome assembly
AGCGCGUCUUCUACCACAACAAUGGCAGCAGCAGCAGCAUCACAUCACAGCAGCCCGCCUGCAUCAGUCUACGACAUGAGCGACGACGAAGAGAGCGACUACAACAGCGUGCGCCGCCGCUCGUCGGCCUCGCGCGGCGUCAAGCUGCUCUACGCAAAGAGCAAGGUCUUUGUCCACCCCUCGCCCUCGUCCAAGGACAAUAUCGAUGGCUUUUGCGCCCUGUACGAGCAAAAGUCGCCUGCCUCCGCUUCCUCGCCCGCUUCCUCUUCCUCGACCACCCACAUCCCGUCCUCGUCGCUCAUUCUGGCCUGGACUCCCAUCGCCUCCCUCCAGAGCCAGGGUCAGUUCGACACUUACAACAAGGUCGACCUGGACGACAAGGACCAACCCACGAGAAACCUCGUUCCUCCUCCGCCCAUCACCUCGGCCCACUCGGCCACUCCAGCCCCAUACCCCUUUGCUGUCCAAGCCAGCCAAAUCUACUCGAUCCAGAUCCGUCCGCCCAGUGCCGGUUGGUGGUUUGGCAGUCUCGUCAUCAACACCCGCUCAGGCGACAGCUUCCCCGCCCUCUUCUUCCACGACAGCGAAUGCCAGUCCACCAUAAACCACCGCAAGAAGCUUGCCCGCGAGAACUUUGAUCCCUUUGGCGAGAGCGGCAACUUGUUCUGGGGCGGUGAUCAGGUCUUGGGCUGGCUCAAGAGACACCUCAAUGUCGAGCGCUCCCCCGAGCCCAACAUUUUCCUGAUCGAGCCCUCAGACGCCGAUCGUACUGGCUUUGGCACAAACAAGUCUGGCAAGCCCACUCCCGACAAGGUCCAGCAAGCUUUGGAAGGCCCCAAUGCACAACCCCAGAAGAAGAAAAAGGAGGAUCCCGUUGCAAAGUUCUUGAAAGACUCUCGUUGGGCUGUCCUGGAGAAGCUCAGUCAGGUCACCACCUUCACCCGCCGUACUGCUCAGGCUGCUGCUGAUAACCCCAAAUUGCCUCCCCAGCUGCGUCGCAUCAUGCAGAACCCUCAGGUCCAGACGGUCCAAGAAGAAUUCGACAGUGCUCGUCUGUAUCUUGCGAGAUGGGCCAUGACUAUAGCUGAACAGAGUGAGCGUGAUAGAAGCCAACGCAUCUACACUGCCAAGGACUUGCUGGAGAACGAAGACACCGAGCUGGGCGAGUUUGAGAUUCUCGACGUUGACAUGAGGAAUCUCGAGCUCAACGAAAAGAGAGACGCCGUCACCAUCAAGGAGUGGAAUGCCUUUUUCGAUUCUCAUGGCAGACUACAAGUUACUCCCGACGAAGUCAAGGAACGUGUCUUCCACGGCGGCCUACAUCCAGACGAUGGCGUCAGAAAGGAAGCUUGGCUUUUCCUCUUGGGUGUCCAUGACUGGAACAGUACCAGGGAUGAACGCAAGGCCAAGAUGAACAGCCUCAACGACGAGUACAUCCGUCUCAAGGGUGCCUGGUGGGAUCGCAUGAUGGACGAAGACGGUACUCUCGAAGAACGCGAGUGGUGGAAAGAACAAAAGAUGCGCAUAGACCCAACUUCUCCAUUCGCCGAAGUGGGCACCAAUGUCCACCUCGAGCAGAUGAAGGACAUGCUGCUCACCUACAACGAAUACAACAAAGACUUGGGCUAUGUCCAAGGCAUGAGCGACCUACUCGCCCCCAUCUACGCAGUCAUGCAAGACGACGCCGUGGCCUUUUGGGGCUUCGUCCACUUUAUGAACCGCCUGGAGCGAAACUUUCUCCGCGAUCAAAGCGGCAUGCGACUCCAACUCAGCACCCUCGAUCACCUCGUCCAACUCCUCGACCCCAAACUCUACCUCCAUCUCCAAUCCGUGGACUCUACAAACUUUUUCUUCUUCUUCCGCAUGCUGCUGGUCUGGUACAAACGCGAAUUUGCCUGGCUCGACGUGUUGCGACUCUGGGAAACCCUCUGGACAGACUAUUACUCUGCAAACUUUCAUCUUUUCAUUGCAGUCGCCAUUCUGGAGAAACACAGAGAGGUCAUCAUGGAGCAUUUGCGUGGCUUCGACGAGGUCCUCAAGUACGUGAAUGAGUUGAGCAACACCAUUGACUUGCAGUCGACCAUGAUCAGAGCGGAAGCACUGUUUCGCCGCUUCCAACGCGUCGUCGAACAUAUCGACCGUAAAGACCACUUCCCGACGCCGACGUUGAGGCAGAGGAAACAGAUCUCCGGCGGUGCGUUGGAUCAGGGCGGCCAGGCUGUGGGUCAUGAUGGCAAGACUGCUGCUGCUGCAGCAAGUGCUUCUGACGCCCAAGGUGCUGGGGUUACACAACAGCAAGCGGCGGCGACGACGACGACUCCAGCGCAAAAGGAGAGGAUAGUCAGUCCCGAGCUGCGAGCAUUGCUCUCGCGAGAAUUUUCCCGUGUCGAGAAGCCUGGAAAGUAA